Molecule: messenger RNA, 750 nt
Organism: Penicillium cinerascens
Lineage: Eukaryota; Fungi; Ascomycota; Eurotiomycetes; Eurotiales; Aspergillaceae
Product: orotate phosphoribosyltransferase
Exons: 1
Coding region: 1-750 (249 amino acids)
Biological process (GO): pyrimidine ribonucleoside biosynthetic process; 'de novo' pyrimidine nucleobase biosynthetic process; pyrimidine nucleotide biosynthetic process
Cellular component (GO): cytoplasm
Molecular function (GO): orotate phosphoribosyltransferase activity
Source: RefSeq, a predicted model, not a curated record
AUGUCGACCGCCACUAUUCCCCCACCGUCUGCCGACGAGGACUACAAGUCCACUCUGCUGCCGCUGCUGAUCUCCAACAACGUCCUUUCCUUUGGCACCUACGUCCUGAAGUCUGGUCGCGAGUCUCCUUACUUCUUCACAUCCUCCCUCCUGCAUACUGCGCCCUUGCUGCGUGCUACCUCUGCCGCUUAUGCGAGCGUCCUGUCCGCCGAGCCCUUCGUGACCACCGACGCCAACGGCACCACCAAGCCCAACUUCGACAUUAUUUUCGGCCCCGCCUACAAGGGCAUUCCAAUUUGUGCGGCUGUCACCAAUGAGCUUGCUGUCCGAGACUCGCUCUCCGGUUCGCCCAAGGGCACCUGGGACAACGUGAGCUACUCCUUCAACCGCAAGGAGGCCAAGGCCCACGGAGAGGGUGGUAACAUCGUCGGGGCUUCCCUCAAGGGCAAGCGGGUUGUCAUCGUUGACGACGUCAUCACUGCCGGCACUGCUAUCCGCGAAGCCGUUGGCAUCAUCGAGAAGGAAGGCGGUAUCGUUGCCGGUAUUGUGGUCCUUCUGGACCGUGAGGAGCGUGUCAGUGACUCCGAGCCCAAGAGCGCUAUCGGUUGUGCUCAGAGAGAUCUCGGUGGUAACAUUCCCAUCCGCGCCGUUAUUGGUCUUCACGAUCUGAUUGAGAAGCUGGGUGACUCGAUCGGCGCCGGCGAAGUCCAACGGCUGAAGGAUUACCGCUCCCGCUACGGUGCGGAGUAA